AGUGUGGAGGUGUAUAGAUGAAGUCAUCAUCCAGCUCUUAAACAUUGGGCUUUAGGCUCUUUGGGCUUCAUGUGAGCAUCUCCUGCAUACAACCUCAUGCAUGUGUGGACUGGACACACAGAUCCAGAACCAGUGGAUCCGACUGGUCCACAUCUCGGUCUCAACCUGCAGGACACGUCCCCGGUGAGUGAGUGGAGCAUUAGCUGCUAACAGCUAAAAGCUAACAACUGUAGCCGUGUCUGGUCCGAGCUGCUCCGGGGCCCCGGUCCACCAGCAGCCGGAACCCAGAAGUACCACCGAGUCAAAGACCCGGUCCUGGGAGGUGGACUGGUCCUGUAGGUGCAGAACCUACCAGCAGCUCGGUGCUGGGAGAUGCUAGCUGUGGCUGGUCUCAUAUUGGAAGGCGAAGAAAUUCACGACAAUCAUCCCACUGGCUGAUCUUGAAAAUUCAGCUACUAUGCCUUCUGUUGGACUGCUUCUUUAAAAAGUGGUAGCCAUGGCUUCUUGCAAGGUAGACGAGCUAACCGGUGACAUCAAGGACUUUGCUACAGUCUCCGAAUCACUUUCGCGAUGUAGCCUUGAUGACAUCACCGAGGAGCUCCAUUCAGACAUGCUGAAUGCUGCUGUGAAAUCUCAAAAACCUGGAAAAUUCAGGACUGCCCUGACGUUUUUUGGAGUGCGUAAAAAUAUCUGUAUUUUACCGAGUUUUUUUGGAGGACGGAGUAAAAAUCUGAACAAGGGCUCCUCUAAGAAAGGAAUCACCAAAAGCAAAACGCACGAUGGGCUGAGUAAGGUUUGUCACGAUGACUGUCUGAGAGGAAGGUACUGCCCAGCUGGAGACACUGAAUACCACAGCCAGAGGGACUCUUCAGGAGAGCUCUACACGUGCUGUCACAAUGAAUGUAGCCCCCCCACUGCUGACCAGAAGUCACUGACUCUCGGUCGACAGAGGAAAGGUUUGAGGAGUCUUUUUAACAGCUUUAAGCAUCACAGAAACCACAGAAAUGGUGGAGUGGAUAAAACCGAAAUGAUUGCAAUGUCUACUCCCCGCUGCAGGAGGGAGGUGCCUGUUGUCCAUGACAACGCCAACGAGUAUGUCACAGAGUGCCUGGGAUCUGAACCUGAUGUGCCUGAUUUUGAAGAUGUCAUCCAUGAAGUUUCCCUUGGUGCUGAGUGUAGCGGUGCUGUCACGGUCGCACUAGAGGAGAGUGUAGAGCAAGAUAGCCCAAAGUCUGAGCUGGAUGAUCAGAUGUGUGAUGUUCAAAUGGAGGAGAUGGAUUUGAUGGCUGUGGUUUCCAGUGAUUGCAAGGAGACUUCUCUGGGACACAACGAGCCUCGCCUAAAAGUCCAGAUGAAGUCAGAACCUGCCUUGAAGUCCGAAGCACCCACUGGCUCGUCGGAUCAACUCAACCUGAUGUUUGGAGACGUUGCAUCUUUGAAGAGCUUCGACUCACUCACAGGCUGCGGGGACAUUAUCGCAGAUCAGGAAGACGACAGCAUCUCGGAGAGCACAGUUUCUGGAGAGCGGAGCCGGAAUGGAGGGAAGAGGGCCUCCUGCUAUCUCACGUAUCAGGGUGGCGGUGAAGAAAUGGCCUCACCUGAAGAUUUGGAUGAAGAGUGUCUUCAAGAUUUCUGGGGAAAUAAGGGUUUAGAAAAAAUCUGCAGCGCUUGCAACGAAGACCACACUGAUAUGACUGAGCUGACGAGCUCUCACAAUAUGGACUUAUUGAACAGUAACAGCGCACAGCAAGACACUUCUUCAAUGGCUGAUGUGUUGACUCCUCAAAGUGAGCAUCAAGAAUCAGUUCCAACCAGUGAUGAGGGCUACUAUGACUCAACAACCCCGGGGCCAGAGGAAGGUCAAGAAAAAGCUGACAGACUGCAGACAGACAGAUUACCCAGGGACAGUUACAGCGGAGAUGCCCUCUACGAACUUUUUGCACCCGAUGAGAGCCUCAUCAGUCCACAUUAUGAGAGCAAAUCAAAGCUUCCCGGUUCAAAACAGUGCGAGUAUUUAAGUGAGCCUAGCGAUGGGACGGAUUCAGUCUUUGUUCCAGACAUGGAUCGAUUGCAAAUAGGCGCUGAACGGUAUGAAGUUCACAAUUUUCAUGAGAGCAGUAAAUCCUCCGAGUUGGCACAAAACAUGGUUGGUCGGCAGGAAAUCAGCUUGAAUAGAGACUGUAAUUUGAAUUCAAAGCAACAAGCGUCAGGCGGCAGGCAUAAUAAAGAAGCGAAUGUGUUUGAUGAGAAAGGAAAUGCACUCGUUCCAGCUGAAAAAAGAACAAAAUCCAUCAACGCAGACUGUGAGCAAAGGCACAGCAGCGUAUCGUUUGGAAGCACGUCUGACCCCGACUUUGAAACAUUCUGUGAACCCAAAGAGCAGCAUCUUGAGGAAAACAAGCCCGUGGCUCUGCCGUACAAAAGCAUCAGCUCUCAGUCUCUGGAUUCCAUCAACGAUUUGGACGAUGGGCAAACUGUGUGUUUCUCACAAGCACUCGUUGACUACACAAAAAACUCUCAGAUGCUGGGGAACUUGCACAACAGCGUGGAUGAUAUGCAGAGGAACACUGCCUUCACUCCAAACAUGGAGGCCUUACCCACCAUAGUCACGUUUGAUGUAGUGGAUAUGCACAACGAGGGUGAGUACGACGAGCAGAUUCACAUGGAGCUGGAGGAGGACCUUUCAUCGCCCUAUCAGGACUUUGAAGAAAGCUACCUUCAAAAAGACGCUUUUGCAGAGUUCGACUAUCAAAUGUUAGACCUGUACGAGCAGAACCUGAUCAGUAACACAUGGGCUGUUGCUAGUCUCCCACGGCACCUAGGCCUUACAAGAGUCAGCCAAUCCACAGCUAAUCCGCUGUCUCUAGACAGGAAAAGUAGAUCUCUAGACACAGAGGGCCUUGAGUUGAAGAUGCCCGACACAUGUAGAGAGGAAAGAGACACUAUUGUUUCUUGCCAGCAGACUGAAAAGGAGCCUGGAAGAGACCCCUCGCCGCAUUACAAAAAGAAUGUACAUGUGUCUGCAUUAGAUGUUAAAGACUGUAGCAGCAUUAUGGCCUUAUCAUGGCAAACCAGGUCAGAAGUGGCUCCGAGGCUUCCUCUGACAGGCGAAAUAACUGAAGUACCGAGCUUUAGUCAAGCCCACGUUAAGCAUAAACAAUUUUCCUCUUCGUCCAGCAGUGAUUUUCCUGACGAUAAAGUACAGCGUCUUUGCUCCAAUGUGUCAGACAGAGCGUCCUGUGGUAUAAUGUCGCAGAGAACAGAGCUGUACAACAGACAGUGUCACCUUCCUUUGCAAUCGGACUCCUGUUAUCAGUUAUCAGAAGAUAUCGAUGAUGAGCUUUUCUGUAAAGCAGCCCCUAAUUUGCAGUCCUACAGGCAGAGUGGUAAAAGCAGAGCAGUGGCUCAUAGGGAGGGGAUGCGUCGUGCAGGGAGUCAGUUAAACGCAGGUGUGCCUAAAGACGAUCUGGCCGCCCUCAGUGAAACGAACGCCCAGGAAUGUGGCGUGCCCCGUGGCCUGCAGCAAACUCCCAGAGCCGACCAUUGAUUGAACGGCUUUUACUCAUACCGUUAAUAUCCCGUGUAUAUGUGCCAAUGAGUGCUUUUAUGUUACAUCCAAAGGAGUAACGGUUGCUUCAUUUUUACAACUGAUUCCUAGUUGCACACUGUGAUAGACGGGACACCAAUUAGAAUAUUUACUUUGUCUGUGCCAUGGAGUCAACUACAGCGCUGUCGAGGGAAAGUCAAACGGGAUUUUCUGCUCUUGCACAGUAACGGUAGUUCGCUUCACACAGAUCAUACCUGCAGUUGACUGAAGGUAUUAGAAGGGAUUAUUUGUUUUAUUUGCAUUUUGAAAUGGUCACAGAUUCAUCUCAUCCAACUGUUUUUAAUAAUAAUAUUAAGAGACAGGUUUUUUUUUUAUAUGUAGCCUCCAGGUCUGAGCCACAAGUUACUUACAAGGCUAUUCAUUAGCCCCAGUUUCCAUAGCACAGGCAGCUGCCUCUAAACACAUGUAAAGUAUGCGUUUGCUUUAAGUGCCAGCUGAUGAUUGUGUCUACUGCUUUUUCACGGCCUCUCUUUGCUGCAGUAAGGCUUAUGUUGGCUCGUCUAAAUUCAAUGUCAUUAGCUGUUUUCUAUAAUUUCCAGGUAGAUUGUUUUUAGGAAACAAACAGAGGAGUAUCACAGAGGGGAAUGUCUUUAUUUACAGGGAGCAGUCCCUCAAUCCACUAUAGGCCUUCUUCACAACAGACGGUUUGGCGAUUCAGAGCAGAUCCCUUUUCAGACAUGAACACAGAGUUUGUCUUUUACAUAUUGGGCAGUGGUCACCAACCCUUUCAAGUCCAAGAUCACUUUUUAAUUUCUUAACGUAUGCUGAGAUCUACCACCCGAUAUCUUCCAAAAAACCCACUUAGGAGGGUCAUAUUUAUUAUUUUAGCAAUUCCUGUAAAAGGCUGAAUGUAAGAAAGGCAGUUAUGCAACUAUCUAUUCUUUUCACAUUAGUAUCACUUCAUAUUUACAGCAUCUGUUCAAUGCACAAUAUUUAGCUUCUCAGUUCAACAAUAUGAUCUGCAGAGUAGCUGCUAGUGCAGCACAAUGUUUUUAAAUAGGCUUUGUCUUGAAUGUGGCCAUGAAUAUGAUUAUUUCCUUGUAUCAAAGUAGUCCUGUGUACUCAAAUAAAUACAAGUAUUACACAGUAAGAAGCUGUGCAUCGUUCACUCCUGAAACCCUAUUGGAAAUACACAUUGCAGCAGUCUUUUCUACUUCAAAACACUGAUAUAUCAUCUUAGGGGUACCAAUACAAGAAAUGUUAUCCCAGAAGGGUGUAAAAUAUGGGCUCUUUAAAAAACAAACAAAUAAUUGACAUGAAUUCAACAGAUAAACAUUCAAACUCAGGGGAAAGGUAAUUUUCUCGGUUUAUUCUGCUGUGAACCACAAUGUUUGCCUUUUACGACAAAAGUAUUUCAAACACUUCUCAAACAAGGUAAAAGUAAAAGCACUCCAGCCUUUCAUUUUCUGAAUCCAUUAAUUUGUUCUAACAGGGGUUUGAUUGAUAUCGCAAGACCAGAAGAUGCACCACUUCAUAGAUAGAGUCCCGACAUGUUGUUUAGUACAUAAUCAUGACUGUCGAGAUCGACCACUGAUUAUAGAGAUUGCAGCAAGAGAUUGUCCGGGUCAGACAUGAUCACAACCAAAGGAAAAUGCUAUGAACAUUAAGGCGAGUGGUGGCGCCCAUGGAGGUGUUACAAGCUGAGCAUGCAGGAGGCAGGACUUAACAGGGCAGCUGUGGCUCAGACGGUAGAGGUCGUCCACAUAUCAGAAGGUUGGUAGUUCAAUCUUCCAAAGUGUCCUUGCGCAAGAUACUGAGCCCAAGAUUGCCCCUGACGGCUGUGCCGCCAGAGUGCAAUAGAGGAAGUGCAGCAUUUAUUAACUGUAUGAAUGUGUUAAUUAGAGACUGUGGCUUGUAGCUCUGUGAGUGGUUGUUAAGACAAAUUGCUGCGGAAAUCAUGUGUGUUUGUUUACAGCACAUCGACACCGGCAUCGGCUCUCGAGACAUCUACGUCUGUGUGUUCUACGUGUAUGGCUCCUCUUUUCAUCUGGAGAUGUACGUUUUCUUUUUUCCAUUGUUUUGCAUCCGUCGUAUGUUACAAAUGUCAUCAACAUGCCCACCUGCUCUCACUCACGUUUUACCAGGGGGUUGGCGGUAACAUUUCUGGAGGAACUAACUGUACAUUCUCAAAUACAGUCCCUCUGGAGAAUUUCAGGAAAAUUUAGUGCGGGUCUGAAAGCAGCUUAGGAAUGGGCCAUGUGUCUCUCUAAGAAUCCCACUACUUAACAUCAUUUAUACCUGUGAUUUUCCUACUGUGACUCGUCAAAAUGUCUGCCUUUGAAAGGCAGUGAGACAACAUGCAUCUUAAUAUCUUUGUAUUGGGCGAAAACUCAAAAUAUCUCAUAGGAAAUGUACAGGUAGACUGGGAUCUCAUUGACAUACUGAAGACAGUUUUGCAAGUCGAAGCCACCAUCUGUCGAGCACAUUUCCACAUACAUGUACUCUGUGUAUGAACGUGCUGUACAUCAAGGAAACAGCUUGGAAACUUGUCUUUAAAAUGGUUAAAUCAAAACUAGGAGAAGAAAAAGCUAACAAUAACUAGUAGUCUAAGUUUUUGUGCGGGUUUCAGGCCUGAUGAUCCAAUCUGGCCCUAACCAUGACUGCUGUUUUUCUUUGGUGCCAGUUUCCACCUGAAAAAGUGCAAAUUUCUUAUUUUAAGGAUGCACUCCCUUCACGUGUUACUGAAGCUAAUGGAAUGAAAAAUCUGUUUGGUUUUGUUGAAAUGUUAUGCUAAAAUAUAAGCUGGUAUUCUCACCAUGUAUACUUUUCUUUUUUGUUGUGAUUCUAAAUGUUUUGAUUGGUCGGAGGUUAAACUGUCAGAUGAUGUAGUUUUUUAUGGCAUAAUAUUGAACAAAUGUAGUUAUAUUCUCAGCUAUUUGUACACUGUAACAUUGUAUUUAGACUGGUUAUUACAAAUGGCAAUAUUCUAUUUGUUUGAGUUCUCUUUUUUUAUUAUGUUCUUUUUAUUGUCUGAAAGUUACAUUCAUGUUACAUCACAGGAUUCUUCUGGAAAGUGUGUUAGAGUUUUGUCAGAGUAGAACACUGCCUUACACGAAAAUAAACAUGUCAAGACAGCA
Limanda limanda (common dab) is the source of this 6684-nucleotide messenger RNA. Its product is annotated as APC membrane recruitment protein 1-like. The transcript has 2 exons. Bases 497 to 3547 code for a protein of 1016 amino acids. Gene Ontology annotation, biological process: regulation of canonical Wnt signaling pathway. Gene Ontology annotation, cellular component: plasma membrane. The record is from RefSeq and is a predicted model, not a curated record. Gene Ontology annotation, molecular function: beta-catenin binding; phosphatidylinositol-4,5-bisphosphate binding. Lineage: Eukaryota; Metazoa; Chordata; Actinopteri; Pleuronectiformes; Pleuronectidae.